ACUUCCUCCGCGCCCCCUCCCCUUCUAGAGCCCUCACGUCUCUCUCCCUCUGCGGCUCUGGCCACGCCCCGUGCCUUCGACGUCACAAUGCGAUGACGUUCGCCUUGCGGAAGGAGUCUAUAUAAAGCACCUGCGGGUUUCGCUUUGCUCUCAAACAUUCCCUUCUAAACGACACAGAAAAAGCGAAGGUCAUUCUCGAUAGGGCGAAAUGUUUCGUGCCGAGAAGAGUUGCUGUUUUGCAAAGCCUACCGUCCGGCCGCUUAUUCGCGUUUAUGCCGCGGUUACAUGUUGGAGCGAGUUUAUUACAGGCUAAAAAUCCACAGAUUUAAAAUGCCUCCAUGUAUCAUGACCAGCCAGUUCACCUCACCCUUUGAACCCCAAAAUAUUAUCCUCAACAGUUGUUAUUCCUUUGGACCUGGAAUGACAAAAACUCUACCUCUUGAACCAGUCAGCUCCAUCCCUGCUGGCACGUUUCCAAUCCUUCGACAUAUGUUCAAGCUCACCAUGGUCUGGUUGCGAAGAUUUUUACACUUUUGCCAGCCUUUCCCUACAAACCUGGUGAAGACUGUGUUGAUGGGCAUUGCCAAAAGAGCAUUGCCCAUCUUAGAGAAGAUGAAAUAUUUAAAGAAGGCCGGAGAACUUAAAAGAAAUGAAAACCACCCUGAGAAGAUAUUGGGGGAAGACAGCUUUCAAGCACACAGUUCUCUGAAGAGUAAUACAAACUAUCUUUCAGAGGGAAGUUUGGUUAUAGAUGACUCUUUUGGAGAAGACAUUGAACAAAUUUUGAUCGAUUCAAGCAGCAUUACAGUGAAUAACAUGCAUUUGGAAGAGGAAGGGAUUUCUGAGCUGUGUUUAAUAAGUCCUACGAUAGUAUUUGAUUUGAGAAAUAAUUGGCAAGCUUCUUCAGGAAAGGACAUAGAAUGUGUGACUAUAAAAAGUUCUGAGCAUGUCUCCCCUAAAUUGUUGGAAGAUACUUACAAUCCUGAAAUCUUUAUAGAAGAGUUGGACCUCUGUGGAUGUUUGGAAAAUACUUUUGACUGCUUAAAUCCUAAUGGACAAUUAAAUUUUAAUACAGGCCUUGAUGAGAUUUUGGAAACCACCUUAGUUCCCCAGGAACUGGAGACGAACAUGAAAUCUAACCGGGAUCCGCCAAUAUGUGGAAAACAAAGCUUAACAUGUUCACUUGGUUCUUCAAAGGAUGAGGAACAACCAGAAAUGAAGCAAAAGAGUGGGAAGAAUGAAGAUACAUAUAACAUGGAAUCCCCUGCCAAUCCCAGUAGCUUCCAAAGUUCUCUGGUACUUUCCUUAUUCUACAGUCCAUUAGAAGAUGAAGAAGAUGACAAUGAUGACAGUUCAGAAGAUUGGUGGAGUGAGGAUGAGAUGGAAGACAGUAGUAAGACCCAAACUUGCUCUGAUGGUAAUAAUUCAGGAGACCUAGAGAAUUAUCAGGAAGCAGAAGAGGAGGACUCUGUACAGAAGAUUGUUUUUGAGAAUCCCUGUGGAUCUCUAUCCCUGAACAGUGAUCCCUUCCACCCACUUUGCCUUUCCAAACCCAUUCAGGCCCUCACAGAUGUCACCACUGCUUCACUGAAGCCCCAAAACCAUCAAGAAACUAUUGUCUCUUCUUAUCAGACAAGAAACAGUUCUAAACUUGAAGAAUCGUAUCAUCUCCCAAAGCAGUCAUUGCCCAGAGAGGACCAAAAAGUUGAAAGAAAUCAGGAGACCUACCUAUGCUGCCAACCAAGUCCCAGGAAAAACACUUCUCCUCUCCCUGCAGAAAUAGUUUCACAGCAGGAAAUCCAGGUGAAAAAGAAGGUCCGAUUCUCCCCAGUGGUCACUGUCCACUCACUAGUAGUCUGGGACUACGCUUCUCGGGCUGCCCGUCGGGGCCCAUGGGAGGAAAUGGCUCGUGAUCGCUGCCGCUUCCACCGAAGAAUCACUCAAAUGGCGGCCAUCUUGGAGCCUUGCUUGGCAGAAGAUCAUCGGGACAAAGUUUGGAAGAGGGUCCAUGGGGUUUCCACGUUUUCUGGAAGAAGCCGCUGACAACAUUCCCCUCGGUUCCACCAGAAAAGAGGAAAAGAGUUAGGAAUGAAAAGCCUUUUAGAUAAAAAAAAUAUAUAGUUGAUGUGCACAUAGAAGUUGAGGAUUCUGGUCUGUGUUUUCCAUCACUAAAAGAAGAACGUUGCUUUUGCUCGUCUUCUGUUUGGUGUUUUAUAGUGUGGUGUGAACUAGAAGCUCAUUGUUCAUAAGUUUGAAGCAAUUUCAAACUGGUGACUCUGGGGAUAUAGUGUAGUAGGAUUGAGUCUGAGCCAAAACAUUAUGGAUGAGAUAAAAAUAUGUUGACUUUAUGAAGGAGUAACAUGAGUGAAAAUAUCAAGGCUUUUUUUUCUGAAUAAAUAUAAUCCUAGGUUAUUACUACUAUUACCUCCUCUGAAAAGUCAUGAAACGUGGCUGUUUUAAUGAAUAUAUGUGAAAAAUAAUUGCUUUUAAAUAUAAUAUUAAGUUCUAUAUUGCAGUUCCAUUUGACAGGCAUUACUUGGGCUCCAUCGUAUGUGGUAUCUUUCUGAAUCUUUUGGAUCACAAGCCCCAUGAUUCCCAGUCAACCUUACUUGCUAUGGAACUGGGAUUUGGAGUUGGUCCCUCUGGAGUUAUCAGAGAGGCAACUUGAAGGUUAUUGGGGAAAAACUAUAGCUAAACAUACAGUUGAAAAGGCCAACCAAGGCUGGCUCAGAUUUCUUCACCUCUGUGGUCUGAUUUCAUGGCUAAGCUUUUUCAUAUGUACCAAUCAGAGGACCAGAAUUGGAUCCAAAAUUUGACAAUUUACAGUUUGUAUAUUGGGAGGAAUUGGUUUGCUUGUUUGUUUAUUUGCAAAAUCUCUGCUAGCUUGUAUAUGUUUUUAAUUGAAGAAUUUUUUUGAAAGACCUAUAUUAAUUGAUAUUAAAUUACUCUUUUAAAAUCCCUGGUUAUGUCUUAACUGUACCAUAAUUGAUUAUUAAAUUGUAAUAAUUAUA
Pantherophis guttatus is the source of this 3011-nucleotide messenger RNA. RefSeq names its product protein phosphatase 1 regulatory subunit 15A (gene PPP1R15A). NCBI's taxonomy places the organism in Eukaryota, Metazoa, Chordata, Lepidosauria, Squamata, Colubridae. Gene Ontology annotation, molecular function: protein phosphatase regulator activity. Gene Ontology annotation, cellular component: endoplasmic reticulum; protein phosphatase type 1 complex. Gene Ontology annotation, biological process: response to endoplasmic reticulum stress. The record is from RefSeq and is a predicted model, not a curated record.